Arxiozyma heterogenica is the source of this 2199-nucleotide messenger RNA. RefSeq lists its product as uncharacterized. Gene Ontology annotation, biological process: xenobiotic detoxification by transmembrane export across the plasma membrane. Lineage: Eukaryota; Fungi; Ascomycota; Saccharomycetes; Saccharomycetales; Saccharomycetaceae. The transcript has a single exon. The record is from RefSeq and is a predicted model, not a curated record. Bases 1 to 2199 code for a protein of 732 amino acids. Gene Ontology annotation, molecular function: xenobiotic transmembrane transporter activity; antiporter activity. Gene Ontology annotation, cellular component: membrane.
AUGUCAGGAAUUAUUUCCAAAACUUUGUCAGAAGUCCACCCUGCUUUACGAACUGCGGGGAUGGGUAUUAGUAACACUCAUCGACGUAUUAGUUUAACAUGGUUACCAUCCAAUAAACAAAAUCCCCUAGUUAGAAAAUAUAGGAAAAAAGGUAGACGUAUCAGACAUAAUAAUAGAAGAAGAAAAAGAAGAGGUAGUAAUACUACAGAUCAAAGAAGUUUUCAUUCUUUAGCCGAGGAUUUUGGAUCAAGUGUACAUGAUCCACUCCCUGAUAUUGAUGAAAUCUUAGAAGAAGAAGGAAAUGAGGAAGGAUUGGGUACUAUUGAUAAUGAAUAUAGUCACCUCUAUCACGGUCCAAAUUACGUAGUAGAUGAUUACGAAGAAGAUGUCAGCCUUAGUAGAACUAUUUCCCUUCCGUCUAGAGUAUCAGAAGAUCCUGAAGUUUCUCCUCCUGAUGUCGAUUGGAUUUUACAUGAACAUGAGAGAAGAUAUUCAUCCACUCAUGGAUCCGAAUAUGGCGAUGAAAGUGCCGAUGAGCCUGAUAAUUUCCCAACUAGAGCAAUGAGAUAUAAUGAUUUUAUUAACAAAGUCCAAGCUCAAAAACAGUUAUAUAAAAAUGCUGCACAGAAUAAUUUACAACAUGCUCCUAGAAGAGCUUCAUUGAUUUCAGUAACUAGUCAAGGAUCAGUACCGAACAUUUUUCAAGAAGGCUUGGAUGAAGAGUCUCUUAUAGAGUUAGCCCAUUCAAAUGUUACUUUUAAGUCGGAGGCUAAAGUGUUGGCCUCGUAUUCGUUCCCAUUAAUGUUUACUUUUCUUUUAGAAGAUAUUUUCCCAUUAGUUUGUUCUUUAACUGUGGCUCAUUUAGGUAAAAAUGAAUUAGCAGCUGUUUCCUUAGCGUCUAUGACCUCCAAUAUCACAUUAGGUUUCUUUGAAGGUAUUGCCACCAGUUUGGAUACUUUAUGUCCUCAGGCAUAUGGUGCAGGGAGAUAUCAUAGCGUAGGUAUUCAUUUACAGCGGUGUAUUGCUUUUUCCCUAAUCAUUUACAUUCCAUUUGCCAUGUUUUGGUAUUUCUCAGAGCCAAUUUUGUAUUAUUUGAUCCCUGAAAAGGAAUUAAUAAAAUUAACAUCUGCUUUCUUGAAAGUGUUAAUCUUUGGUGCACCACCUUAUAUUUUCUUUGAAAAUUUGAAGAGAUUUUUACAAGCACAAGGUAUUUUUGAUGCUGGUAUUUAUAUUUUAACAAUAUGUGCACCAAUUAAUAUUAUUAUGAGUUAUACACUAGUUUGGAAUAAAUAUAUCGGGCUAGGAUUUAUCGGUUCUGCGGUAGCCGUGGUCUUGAAUUUCUGGUUAAUGUUCAUUUUGAUGUUGUUGUACAUUAUAUUUGUUAAUGGAUUAAAAUGUUGGGGUGGAUUUUCAAAAAGAGCAUUUACACAUUGGAAAGAUUUGGGCCAGUUAGCAUUCUCCGGUAUUGUUAUGUUAGAAACUGAAGAACUGUCAUAUGAAUUAUUAACAUUAUUCAGUGCUUAUUUUGGUACAGAAUAUUUAGCUGCCCAAUCUGCAGUAUCAUCAGUGGCUGCUCUUAUAUAUAUGAUUCCCUUUGCUAUUGGGAUAUCUGCUUCAACAAGAAUUGCAAAUUUUAUUGGUGCAAGAAGAACAGAUUAUGCACAUUUAGCAUCUAAAGUAGGCAUCACAUUUUCUUUUGCAGCCGGGUUAACUAAUUGUUCUAUGCUAAUCUUUGGUAGGAAUUUUAUUGCUGGUAUAUUUUCAAAAGAUGAAAGCGUAAGAAGCUUGAUUAGAAAUAUUUUACCAGUAGUUGGACUUGUACAAAAUUUCGACUCCUUAAAUGCAGUGGCUGGUUCAUGUUUAAGAGGUCAGGGUAUGCAGUCCAUUGGAAGUAUUGCUAAUUUCUUAGGUUAUUAUGCAUUUGGUAUACCUGUUGCUCUUUGUUUAAGUUGGUUUCUUGAUUGGAAAUUAUAUGGAUUGUGGAUUGGUAUUGGUUGUGGUAUGUUGACUAUUGGUACCAUUGAAGCUUAUUUUGUUUUAUUUCCAAAUUGGGAACGUAUUAUAUCUCGUGCAGAGAAAUUAAAAGAAGCAGAUGAAGAGACUGAUAAGGAUGAUGAUGAUGAUUCAUCCUCGUCUUCAGAAAGUGAGGUUGAAGAAGAAGAGGAACCUAAUGAAUUUACAAGACUAUUAUCAAAGUAA